CAAUAAUUCAUGGAUGAUAUUUAGCUUUACAUUUCUCCAACCAAAAAAAACUAACAACUUUAAUGGAAUCCUCUGCAAUCUUCAGGCUUUCUUCUCCUCCUCCCUCUUUCCUAACAACAAAGCCAAACAACACUAAAACUCUGUCACAAACACCAUGGAAGCACAGAACUUCUCUGCCUACUCAAGUUCACUGUAACAAGAUGUUUGUUCCUGGAUUUGGGGAAGCAUCUCCGGAAGCAAAGGCAGCUAAGAACCUCCACCAGUUCUUCACUUAUGUUGCUGUCAAAAUUGUUGCUGCACAACUUCAGAGCUAUAACCCUGAAGCAUACAAAGAUUUGAUGGACUUCUUGGAUAAACACUCUCUAGAUGAUGGAGACAAGUUUUGUGCAGAUUUGAUGAGAGAAUCCUCUGAGCAUAAAAGCUUAGCACUACGAAUCCUCGAGGUUCGCUCUGCUUACUGCAAGAACGACUUUGAGUGGGACAAUUUAAAGCGGGUGGCUGUGGAGAUGGUAAAUGAAUCAAACACAAAAGUCAUGCGGGAUUAUGUCCAGGAAACAAGUCAUUAAGUGGAACAACAUAUCCAGUACAAAGAAGAGCAACAUUCAUCAAACAAACUCAAAAAGUAUAGGAAUCCAAGGUAUUUACAUGAAGAAUUCAGUUUGAUAUGUAUAAUUUGUACAUUACACCAGCAAACUUGAAGCAUAUAGUUGUAACAUGAAAACUUCAACUUGUUAUAUAUACCACAUGUUACUAAGAUUGAAGUGA
Spinacia oleracea (spinach) is the source of this 765-nucleotide messenger RNA. RefSeq names its product chaperonin-like RBCX protein 1, chloroplastic. The transcript is spliced from 6 exons. Gene Ontology annotation, molecular function: protein folding chaperone. Gene Ontology annotation, biological process: ribulose bisphosphate carboxylase complex assembly. NCBI's taxonomy places the organism in Eukaryota, Viridiplantae, Streptophyta, Magnoliopsida, Caryophyllales, Amaranthaceae. The record is from RefSeq and is a predicted model, not a curated record. The coding region runs from base 63 to 566 and encodes 167 amino acids.